Molecule: messenger RNA, 1649 nt
Organism: Arabidopsis arenosa
Lineage: Eukaryota; Viridiplantae; Streptophyta; Magnoliopsida; Brassicales; Brassicaceae
Source: the annotation of a GenBank genome assembly
UGAUUGUUAUCUUGGUCACUCACUGUUUCGCUCUUGAAGAAAUCAAAUGAUAUGAGACGCUUGUUGAUGAAUCGAAACCUAAGUCCCUUGUGCAGAUCCGUGCUCAGAUUCAUCGAUUUAUCUGUUUGUAGAGCCAUGGCUUGUUUUCUCGACUGCUUCCGCGCCAGAGACAAUCGCUCUACUAGUAAUCUCGUCUCUCACUCUUCACUCGCCAAUCCCAGAAAAGCUCAGGACUCGCAGAAUGAUUUGUCAGCUUUGUUUCUUUCUGAAGAGAAAGCAGCUUCUUCGCCUUGCUUUGACAAAGAAAGAUUUGAUUUGGAUUCUAUUCAUAUUGACAAAGGCCUAAGGGAUGAGGCACGGUUUCUUAAAGCUUGUGGUACUAUAACGGAGACACCUAUUGAAAUUAGGAAAGCAUCCCAAAAACUAAGUAGUCCUCAACAUUCUGGAUCUUCCCAUUUUCACUCAUGGAUUUCCAGUAGCUCCGCGAUUGGGUCUCAUCUGGCUGAAUCCUCAACCCCCAUGAAAGCUUGUGAAGAGGUGGGAAGACCAUCAUUCACUUCAGAGCAAACAGCUAGCAGUUGUGUAAUCGAUGUGCGGGACAGUGCAAGGAUCUCUUCUGCUUCUAGUGAUGGUACUGAAGUAGAAAGCGUUGGUACUGCAAUCAAGGGUGAGUUGGAUAGAACUGCUAGGCCAACGUUCACAGCUGGAAAGAAUAAGUCCGUUCGGUUUGAAUGUGAUCUUGAUCAAUCACACUCUUCUAAUUCUUCCGAGAAUAGCAGUUCAAGAAAACCCGAGAUGGGUGGCAAAAUUUGUUUCACAGUGAGCUCGCCUAAUCCAACCCCCUUGAAGCUAUCUGAUGAGAUGCAAACUCCUGGAACCAUAUAUCCUGCAAACAUGGAAUCAGCAGGAAGGGGGAGGCCUAGAAUCAGGUCGCAGUUUGUGCAUUCAGUUUCCAAUAUAAUGGAAAACGCAUCCUUAUAUAAGUGCUACAUGGAUUCACAUGGGAGCCUAGAUUACGAAGAGCAAAUAGAGGGUGAUACACCCUCUUCAGCAACUUAUGGUGAAAAGGUGGAAGAAAGCUCUGAUGAGAAGUUGUCUAAGUUUGAGGCAAGUUUUUCUCCUUGGCUAAACCAGAUCAACGAAGACAGUAACGAAAACAUUGCAGUUUUGAAUGAAAGGACACCAGGAGUAGCUGCCAUAACCCCCGGUGACAGGCCUAUCAUUGGAUUGGUUGCUGCUCAGUGGAUCGAGAAUGAGCAAACUGAGAUUUCACCCAAAUUGUGGGAUGGAAAUGGGAUCCCAAAUUCGACAACCAAAUACAAGGAGGAUCAGAAAGUGAGUUGGCAUGCAACACCGUUUGAAGUGAGACUGGAGAAGGCACUUUCUGAAGAAGGUGGUCAGAGUUUAUUCCCUCAAAGGAAACUUGAAGUGAUGAUGGAGGAGGUUGAAGGGGACACAGACAUAUCGCAGCUGCAGCAUUCAGUGCAACCAAACUCGAUAGUUUCCUUCUGAAAGUCCUCUCGGCUUUCGUACAGAACAGUAUUACUUACAUAUGGCUAUCAUUACUCAUGAACAAACGAAAUACUCUUGUUUCUGGCUUUUUAAGGAGCUUUAAAGAUACUAUUAAAGAAUAAAGUAUCAACAGUGAU